This is a messenger RNA of Branchiostoma floridae (Florida lancelet), 2061 nucleotides long. Its product is annotated as succinate-semialdehyde dehydrogenase, mitochondrial-like. Gene Ontology annotation, biological process: GABA catabolic process. Gene Ontology annotation, molecular function: succinate-semialdehyde dehydrogenase (NAD+) activity. The record is from RefSeq and is a predicted model, not a curated record. NCBI's taxonomy places the organism in Eukaryota, Metazoa, Chordata, Leptocardii, Amphioxiformes, Branchiostomatidae. The transcript is spliced from 11 exons. Bases 17 to 1849 code for a protein of 610 amino acids.
UGUGAUUUGCACAGGGAUGGUUCUGCUCAGGUGGACUUUAACCCGCACGUACCUUACGUCCAUCGGCAAGACUUAUUCCAACUCCUUACGUUCUGCUAUUCCAAGUUCACAAAGAGGAAUCGCCUUCACCAUGGCCAAGAGUUACUCCAGUCUGCUGAAGGACCAGGCGUAUGUGGGAGGGCAGUGGGUGUCUGCAGCGAGCGGGGAAACAUUCCAAGUUACCAACCCAUCGAGUGGUGAGGUCCUGGGUUCUGUUCCUGACAUGAACGCAGGAGACGCCACCAAGGCCAUCAAGAUAGCAUACGAUGCAUUCCAAACUUGGAGGGAGACAACAGCAAAGGAGCGAAGCCUUCUGCUGAGGCGCUGGUUUGAGCUGAUUGUGGAGAAGAAAGACACCCUGGCUGAACUACUGACUGUGGAAAAUGGCAAACCAGUGGCAGAGUCCCUGGGGGAGGUCAACUACGCCGCGGUGUUCCUGGAGUGGUUUGCAGAGGAAGCUCGCCGGACGUAUGGAGACACGAUCCCGGCGCCGGCCAAGAGUAAGAGAAUCGUGGUGGUGCACCAACCUGUGGGAGUGGCUUCUAUGAUCACACCGUGGAACUUCCCGUACGCGAUGGUCACCAGGAAGGCGGGCGCCGCGUUAGCCGCGGGUUGUACCGUCGUGCUGAAGCCCUCGGAGGAAACCCCGCUCACGACCCUCGCCAUCGUGGACCUGGCGCACCAGGCAGGGAUCCCCGCCGGGGUCUUCAACGUGGUGACCUGCUCUCGUAAGAACGUGGAGGCGGUCGGGAAAACGUUGUGCACCGAUCCGCUGGUCGCUAAAAUCUCCUUCACUGGGUCUACAGCUGUGGGGAAGGUGUUGUUGAAAUGGGGUGCAGACACUGUGAAGAAGGCCUCCAUGGAGCUGGGAGGCCACGCCCCUUUUGUCGUGUUCGACAGCGCGGAUGUAGACGCUGCCGUUCAGGGGGCCAUGGUGUCCAAGUUCAGGUACAUGGGACAGACUUGUGUGUGUGCCAACCGGUUCCUUGUACAAGAGGGAGUGUACGAUGCCUUCUGCGCCAAGCUGGAAGCAGCCAUGGCAGCACAGCUGAAGGUGGGAGACGGACUGGACAAGGGGAACACACAGGGUCCUCUCAUCAACACUAAGGCUGUAGAGAAGGUAGGGACUAACACACAGGGUCCUCUCAUCAACACUAAGGCUGUAGAGAAGGUAGGGACUAACACACAGGGUCCUCUCAUCAACACUAAGGCUGUAGAGAAGGUAGGGACUAACACACAGGGUCCUCUCAUCAACACUAAAGCUGUGGAGAAGGUAGGGACUUACACACAGGGUCCUCUCAUCAACACUAAGGCUGUAGAGAAGGUAGGGACUAACACACAGGGUCCUCUCAUCAACACUAAGGCUGUGGAGAAGGUGGAAGCCCAGAUCUUGGAUGCGGUGUCGAAGGGCGCCACCGUGAUGACGGGAGGGAAGCGCCACGCCCUGGGGGGAACGUUCUUCGAGCCCACCCUGCUGAAGGGGGUCACCACUGACAUGCUGUGUACACAACAGGAGACCUUUGGGCCGGUCGCACCGGUCAUCAAGUUCAAGACAGAAGAAGAGGCCGUCACCAUCGCAAACUCCGCUAGAGUGGGAUUGGCCGGUUACUUCUUCUCCAACAACAUCGGUCAGAUCUGGCGCGUAGCGGAGCGUAUGGAGGUCGGGAUGGUGGGCGUGAACGAGGGUCUCGUGUCCAUGGUGGAGGCGCCGUUUGGAGGAGUGAAGGAGUCUGGGAUAGGUGUGGAGGGAUCCAAAUAUGGUAUCCACGAGUACCUGAAUGUCAAGUAUAUCUGUUUUGGUGGUGUUUAAAAUGACGAGAUGACGAAAUGAUGAGAUGAGGAAAUCUGUGUUCUAGCACCUUAAUUCCGCCUGGUACCCCAAGACUCAGACACAUUUAAAGUGUUUAUAAACACCGAAAUACAAUAUUUUCUCAUUUUCGUACACUGUAAGUGUAACGAGAAUUAGUAUCAUUUCAUGAACAUAAACGUUUAUACAGAGUACACACAAUUCUGAUGAUAUUG